UUAUUGACUAUGUGUGUGUACGUGUGUUUUCUGACAGACUGCCAUAAUUCAAAAGUCAACAAUAUGUGGCGUCGUAUCCCUUGUCAGUAAGAGUAAAGAAGCGUUGUUAUGUCACAGACAUUACGAUGUCUGGCACGACGUGGCAAAUCGAUAAUUAGCCGUUUCAAUUUAUCAUGUACCCUUAUCGCGUGCAAAGACGUUAUUCAGCCGAGUUGGCGCAGGUGUUCAAUUUCAAAUAAUACGUCGGCAAGUGAGAACUGUGUUACCCCCGUGGGAGACUUGGUAAACAAAUUGCGAACAAUAUAUAAGGGUACCAGUUCGAAGUAACUUUACUCCAUCACGGUUUCUCAACCUCCUAUCUUAACCAAGCCGCACUCACAAUGGCACGCGCUAUUUUCGUAGUAACUGUACUGGUGGCCCUGUGCUGUACCAGCCAGGCUUCCUCGCCAGAAAAAUCAGAAAAAUAGGACAACGUAAUAAAGGAGCUUGAAGAGAGGAUAAAAGAUAUGCCGUCCAAGUCCACAACAUUUGCUAAACAACCUUACUUCCUAAGAAACCUAAUAGAAGGCGUUUUGCACGAGGCUUGGGUUAUAAUGGAUCUAGCCUUAGACAGUGCACAAAAUAUAAUAGGUCAUGCAAAUGACACCGCGCAAGAUGUUCUGGGAAUUAUUAGAAAAGGCGGUAAAAGGAUAAUCACAAAUAACGAUACCAAGGAAAAGAAAACGAAUCCCACGGAGGAAGCCCAAGUUGCUGGUAUAAUAAAUAAUAUCCAAGACGAAAUAAAUAAUGUGCUGAAAGAUCUUAAAGAUUCUCUUCAAAAUAUUAAAAAUAACGGUGAAGAAAAAAUGAAAAAAAUUAAAGAACAUAUUAAAGAUGAUAUUGAAAAACUAAUAAACUAGGUUUAGAAGACAUGAAGGAAUUGACAAACAAGAUAUUUGACGUCUAUGUUAAAGGAUACUACAAAAAAAUCAGACAUUUAUUUGGAUGAUUAAUUUUAACUUUGAGAUAUAACUUAGGUUCAUUUAAAGUUGAUGUGUUCAGAGACGCCACACGCUUUUAAGCAUUGUCAAACAUUUCUCAGCGAAUUUUAAAGUUCCUUUUAAACAAUUCACACAAUCUCUAAAAGAGUUUAGUGAUGUCAAACCCAGUGAAUAAAUUUUGUAACGCAUCUGUCCUUUAAUUCGCGAGUCUAUUGAUUAAAUAUCGCAUGUGGUGUCUUUAUUUCAAUUAGCGACAUCUUAUUUCAUCAAAUUACGAUCACUAUUAACGUGAUAAUGUGAUGUAACAGUUAUCAAAAUUACUGUUUGCU
Molecule: messenger RNA, 1309 nt
Organism: Odontomachus brunneus
Lineage: Eukaryota; Metazoa; Arthropoda; Insecta; Hymenoptera; Formicidae
Exons: 2
Coding region: 507-899 (130 amino acids)
Source: RefSeq, a predicted model, not a curated record